AUGACAAACAUUUUCUACUCUUCAUUGUUCUUUCUCUCCUUUGUAGUAGUAGCACUAUUUGAAGUUCUUCCAAAUGUGAAGGGAAACAUACUUGAUGACAUUUGUCCCGGUAGCUUUUUUCCUCCACUUUGUUUUCAGAUGCUUCAAAAUGACCCCUCUGUCUCCAAAGGCGAUGCCCAUGGUCUUCUCUCUACUGUUCUUCAAAUAGCCCAAGAUAACAGCACAUCCACCUAUAAAUGGGUUAAAUCCAUUAUUAAAAAACCCAUCAAAGAUCCCAACCUGAAAGCCCACAUGACCAAUUGUUUGAGAAAUUACAAUGAUGCCACUAAUUAUCUUAAACAAUCCAAUGAUUUCUAUAAGACUGGUGCUUAUAAAAACACAAGUUUGUAUUCAUCUCUUGCUGUGUUUGAAUCACUUUCUUGCAACCGUGAGUUCAAUGAAGUACCAACCGAUCUCAAAACACUCAGCGAGUCGGUCCAAGAGUUCUCUAAUCUUUCUGCUCGUAUAGCCGAUAAUUUUACAUGA
This is a messenger RNA of Solanum pennellii, 525 nucleotides long. Its product is annotated as pectinesterase inhibitor-like. The transcript has a single exon. Bases 1 to 525 code for a protein of 174 amino acids. Lineage: Eukaryota; Viridiplantae; Streptophyta; Magnoliopsida; Solanales; Solanaceae. Gene Ontology annotation, molecular function: pectinesterase inhibitor activity. The record is from RefSeq and is a predicted model, not a curated record. Gene Ontology annotation, biological process: negative regulation of catalytic activity.